Molecule: messenger RNA, 692 nt
Organism: Mus pahari (shrew mouse)
Lineage: Eukaryota; Metazoa; Chordata; Mammalia; Rodentia; Muridae
Gene: Mrpl22
Product: mitochondrial ribosomal protein L22
Exons: 7
Coding region: 30-611 (193 amino acids)
Biological process (GO): translation; ribosome assembly
Cellular component (GO): mitochondrial large ribosomal subunit; ribosome
Molecular function (GO): structural constituent of ribosome
Source: RefSeq, a predicted model, not a curated record
UGAACCCGGCGGCUUCCGUAGGGCUCAGCAUGGCGGCCGCACUACUGCGAGAGUUGGGUGCACUGCGGGUACCUAACCUGGGGAUCUGGGCAACGCAGACGCUGCGGGUUUUACCCCCGUCGUGCAUCCACACGAGUGCUUCUCUUGACAUUUCUCGAAAAUGGGAGAAGAAGAAUAAGAUUGUUUACCCACCUCAGCUGCCUGGUGAACCUCGGAGACCAGCAGUAAUUCCCAGAGAUGUACCAUCCAGGAUACGAGGCAUGUCCAUUGAUCAGGCUUUGGCGCAGCUGGAGUUCAAUGAUAAAAAGGGGGCUCAGAUCAUUAAAGAGGUUCUCUUAGAAGCACAAGACAUGGCAGUGAGAGACCAUAAUGUGGAAUUCAGAUCCAACUUACACAUAGCUGCGUCUACCUCAGGCCGAGGCCAGUGCCUGAAGCGCAUCCGUUACCAUGGCCGAGGCCGCUUUGGCAUCAUGGAGAAGGUCUAUUGCCACUAUUUUGUGAAGCUGGUGGAAGGACCCCCACCCCCACCCGAAGCACCCAAGACAGCAGUUGACCACGCCAAGGACUAUAUUCAGCAGCUUCGCAGCCGGACCAUUGUCCAUACUCUAUGAGAUCUGUGCCGGUCAUCCUGGCUCCACGGUGUAUAUAGCUUAUGUUUAUUUUAAAAAGUAAAAACAAGUGAUUUUUAUGCG